Penicillium lagena is the source of this 1143-nucleotide messenger RNA. RefSeq lists its product as uncharacterized. Lineage: Eukaryota; Fungi; Ascomycota; Eurotiomycetes; Eurotiales; Aspergillaceae. Bases 1 to 1143 code for a protein of 380 amino acids. Gene Ontology annotation, molecular function: zinc ion binding; 5-methyltetrahydropteroyltriglutamate-homocysteine S-methyltransferase activity. The record is from RefSeq and is a predicted model, not a curated record. The transcript is spliced from 4 exons.
AUGCCUAUCCCAACUGAGAAUGUCGGAUCGCUUCCACGGCCUCAAGUCCUUCAACAGGCCUAUGCCGACUAUGAAGUUGGCAAAAUCACUCUGACGGACCUUGUUAGGGCCCAAGAUGCGGCGGCUAAAGAUAGCAUCUCGCGCAUGGAACAGACAGGUCAGGAGCUCGUUACAGAUGGAGAGCAGAGAUCUAGCAGCUUUGCAACGUAUCCCAUCACGGACACACUCGGCGGAACUGGUCUCGUAGCCAACAUGAAAGCUGACGGCCAAUACUUUGCCAUCUUCGACGACGGCCAUCACCGACAGCUCCCACGUCUUGUCAAAGGCCCCUUUAGAUACAAGACAUUCGCCUACGACAACUUCAAGCUUUCCCGGCUAUACGCUACCAAACCCAUGAAGCAGGCUGUCAUCGCCCCAUCCAUGAUGUACCUAACCUACCCCCUAACCGGCGAAAUUGAAGGCUACCCAAAGAACCAAUUCGUCAAGGAUUUGGUAUCCGAAUGCGUCAAAGACAUCCGCGGCUGCUUCGCCGCGGGCGCCAGGCGCGUAAGCAUUGACUUCACCGAAGGACGACUCGCGGCCAAAAACGAUACACGAAACCCUUGGACCGGUGCACAGCUGCUCGAGACGUUUAUCGACCUUAACAACAAGGUUCUCGCCAACUUUAGCGCCGAGCAGCGAAAAGAUAUCGGCGUUCAUACCUGUCCCGGUGGAGACUGCGACAGCGUACAUUCAUACGACGUGGAUUACCAUGAGCUCUUGCCGAGCUUGUUUAAAAUCAACGCGGGCUAUUUCCUGAUUCAGCUGGCGAGUGAAAAGGAUAAAGAGAAGGUAUAUAAGGAAAUUGGACAGACUAUCCGCAAGGACGCCAAUGGUGUCAAGCAGGUUGCAUUUAUUGGUGUCGUCAACCCACUAGACCCGAAGAUUGAGACCCCCGAGCAGAUUCGAGAUGAUCUGGUCACAGCAUCCAAGUACAUUGCCAUAGACCAGCUCGGCGCCACCGAUGACUGCGGUUUUUCCCCUUUCUCUAUCGACAUCAAGCCUAAGCACGGCAGCCCUGAUUUCGCACGCGAAAUUGCGUUCCAGAAAAUUGCUAACAGAAUUAAGGGCGUGGAGUUGGCCAGCGAAACGCUGGGCAUAUAA